UCAAAUACUCUACCUAUCAUUACUAAUAAUUAAAUUGCUAAUUUCACAUAAAGAAAUUUAUUCUCUCUCUCACUAAUAAUUCUACGUCAGCCUUGUUCUCCAAAAUCACAUUACUCCCUCCACUAAGUCAAACUGCAGCUCUAUAUUUAGCAUGUAGCAACCUUCUCCUUCACCAAAACUGAACAAACCUAUCAACUAUCUUUUGAUAACCAACAGACAAGAAACAUAAUAUCGAUUGCAUUAUGCUUCUGCAGCUCUUGUAUCUCGUGCAACUCUGUUUUUUAACCCUAGCAUCGUCAUCAUCAUCUGUUUCUCCAUUCUUCAAGGCAAAAACAGGUUGUGAUGCCAAAUGUGGCAAUGUUUCAAUUCCCUAUCCGUUUGGAAUAAUCAAUCCAGAAGGGAAUGGUUGCUCAAUUGGGGGAACAGGGUUUGAUUACAGAAUUACUUGCAAUACUUCUUUCAACCCUCCCAAGCCCUUCCUAGAUACAGGUAAUGUUGAAGUCAUAGAUAUAUCAGAAAACAAAAUUCGCACUAAAAACACGCUAUCUACCUUAUGCUACAACAAAUUGGGUAACAUUACACUCGAUCUAUCAGUGGCCACAAUCGACGUCAGUAGAACUCCAUUUACAUUUUCAUAUACCGAAAACAUGUUCUUUGCGAUUGGGUGCAACACAUAUGCAACUAUAUAUGGGCCAGACUUAAAAAAUUACUCAAGCUCAUGUUCUUCAGAGUGUAAUAGCAGGGAAAAUGUGAUGGAUGGGUCUUGCUUUGGCAAAGGGUGUUGCCAGAGUACCAUCCCCAAGGGGCUAAAAAGGUAUGAAACUAGGGUCUCGAAAUACACAUCGCAGAACAAUUCUGCAACUUUUGAUCCUUGUAGUUAUGGUUUUAUAGCUGAGCAAGAUCACUACACGUUCAAUGCAUCAGAUAUUUUGAAUGGAACUAAUUUCAGAAGCAAAGGAGAAGAUGUACCUAUUUUGCUUGAUUGGGCCAUCGGGAACAAGACUUGUGAAGAUGCAAAAAAAGAUACGAUCAAUUUUGCAUGCCAAGAAAAUAGUUACUGCAUCAAUUCUGACAACAAUCCCGGAUAUCGUUGCACUUGCAACAAUGGAUAUGCGGGAAACCCUUAUCUCAGUCCUGGAUGCCAAGACAUAAACGAAUGUGAGGCUCAGAAUCCUUGUGUAGGAAUUUGCACCAACACCAUCGGAAGUUAUAAAUGUUCUUGUCCAGAAGGAAGUCGUGGUGAUGGGAUAAGAGGUGGGAGUGGUUGCUUUCACAACAAUCAAGAGUUUCCGGUGCUUAAGAUCUCUCUAGGUAUUGCUUUAGGUUUCUUCUUUUUAGUUAUAGGUAGUUCUUGGUUAUACUUCAGUAUGAGGAAGAGAAACCAAAUCCUGCUCAAGGCUAAAUUCUUUCAAAAGAAUGGAGGUUUACUUUUAAAGCAACAAAUAUCAUCACAAGAAAGUAGUGGAGAGUCCUCAGCAAAAAUCUUUACAGCAGAGGAGCUAAAAUUGGCAACCAAAAAUUAUGAUGAAAAAUUGAUCCUUGGGCGCGGAGGUCAUGGUAUUGUUUACAAAGGAACUUUGUCUGAUAAUCGCAUCGUGGCCAUAAAGAAAUCAAAAAUAGCUGAUGAGAGUCAAAUUGAAGAAUUCAUAAAUGAGCUUGUAAUCCUAACACAGGUCAACCAUCGAAACGUCGUGAAGAUCUUGGGAUGUUGUUUAGAAACUGAAGUUCCUUUACUUGUCUAUGAAUACGUUUCAAAUGGUACCCUCUCACAACAUAUUCAUACACUCAAGGAUGGUAUGUCGUCAUCCAUUUCUUGGGAAAGUCGGUUGAGGAUUGCGGCUGAAACUGCAGGUGCAGUUGCAUACUUACACUCUGCAGCUUCUAUACCGAUUAUUCACAGAGAUAUCAAAUCUGCGAAUGUGUUGUUGGAUGAAAACUACAUGGCAAAAGUUGCUGAUUUCGGAGCAUCAAGGUUAAAUCCUUUGGAUCAAAACGAAAUAGACACACUUGUUCAAGGAACCCUAGGAUAUUUGGAUCCAGAAUACCAUCAUUCUGGCCAGUUGACAGGUAAAAGCGAUGUUUAUAGUUUUGGUGUAGUUCUUGUAGAACUUCUAACGGGAGAGAAGCCUAUUUCUUUGGAGAGAUCGGAAGAACAACGUAAUAUCGCAUCAUAUUUCAUUUCAUUGAUGAAUGGAAACAAUGUGCUCCAUGUUCUCGGGACUCGGAUAGUGGCUGAAGGGAAUCGAGAGCAAGUCCUUGCAGUUGCAAAACUUGCAAAGAGAUGCCUCAGUUUGAAGAGUGAAGAUAGGCCUACAAUGAAAGAAGUUGCUAUGGAGCUAGAAAGUUUGAUGAAAUCGUCGUCGUCAACACACGCAUCAAUGCUAGAUAAUUACCGUAAACACAAUGAAGAGCGAAUAGUAGUCUCAGCAGCUGAGCCGACAGAUUUAUAUACAGUACCAAUAAGCCACUACUCAGUCGGUGAUACAGAUCAAUUUAGUACAGAGAGAGAUAUGACGAUGUCAUUUAAUCCAAGAUGAUUGUCUAAUUCACCUACACUGCCAUGUGGUUAUAUUUACCUAUAUUGCCAUCUGAAAUUGCCAAAUUUGGCAUCUCCACUAUAAGCAAAUGUUUCCAA
Papaver somniferum (opium poppy) is the source of this 2635-nucleotide messenger RNA. RefSeq names its product wall-associated receptor kinase 5-like. Gene Ontology annotation, molecular function: ATP binding; calcium ion binding; polysaccharide binding. Gene Ontology annotation, cellular component: plasma membrane. The record is from RefSeq and is a predicted model, not a curated record. Gene Ontology annotation, biological process: cell surface receptor signaling pathway; protein phosphorylation. The transcript has 3 exons. Bases 243 to 2537 code for a protein of 764 amino acids. Lineage: Eukaryota; Viridiplantae; Streptophyta; Magnoliopsida; Ranunculales; Papaveraceae.